This is a messenger RNA of Gongylonema pulchrum, 242 nucleotides long. The record is from the annotation of a GenBank genome assembly. Lineage: Eukaryota; Metazoa; Nematoda; Chromadorea; Rhabditida; Gongylonematidae.
UAUCUUGUGCUGGAAUAUAUCCUCGCUACGGAUCUCAAACUGCAUUUCGAUAUAAUCAUGCAGUUCAAUGAAAAAGCACACGACAUGGAUUUGAGUAACGAAGCAGAUCGAGUUCUCAUCUCACAGAUGCUUAUCAAAUUUGCUGAUAUUAACAGCCCUUCCAAACCGUAUUCAUUGCAUCGCCAGUGGACCGAUCGCAUUUGUGAGGAAUUUUAUGGACAGGUAAAAAGUUGGUAUUAGCG